This is a messenger RNA of Platichthys flesus (European flounder), 2914 nucleotides long. It is a transcript of the gene pla2g15, whose product is annotated as phospholipase A2, group XV. The coding region runs from base 149 to 1423 and encodes 424 amino acids. Gene Ontology annotation, biological process: phosphatidylcholine metabolic process; ceramide metabolic process. Lineage: Eukaryota; Metazoa; Chordata; Actinopteri; Pleuronectiformes; Pleuronectidae. The transcript has 7 exons. Gene Ontology annotation, cellular component: lysosome. The record is from RefSeq and is a predicted model, not a curated record.
GACGUGCGCUCUCCGGAAUCUCGUCAGAGGGUUGAUUGUGUUGAUUGUGUUGAAGAGAAAACAAACACAGCAGACGGACACACACUCACUCACAGCUGGACCCUCCGGAGAGGCGCCAUGGCCGUGGGGCGAUGAAACAGCGGGAGUCAUGGCGCGUCGCCAGCGGAUAACCGAGCUCUGUUCGCUCUCUGCACUGCUCCAGCUCGGCUUGUUGCUUCCGCUGCUGCCGGGUCUCUGCGGCGGGACACCACUGCAACAAUGUCCCGGAGGAAGGUCGUGUGGACCGGCGAGACCACCGGUGGUCCUCGUUCCCGGGGACCUGGGGAACCAGUUGGAGGCGAAGCUGGAUAAACCCAGUGUGGUUCAUUACAUCUGCUACAAGAAGACCGACACCUUCUUCACCCUGUGGCUCAACCUGGAGCUGCUGGUCCCGGUGGCCAUCGACUGCUGGAUCGACAACAUCAGGUUGAUCUACAACCGGACCACACACAGCACCAUGUCCCCUCCAGGCGUGGACAUUCGUGUCCCAGGGUUUGGACAGACGUAUCCCAUGGAGUACCUGGACCCCAGCAAACGCACUGUGGGCAUGUAUUUCUUCACAAUAGUGCAAGCGCUGGAAGAGUGGGGAUACACCAGAGACGAUGACGUCAGAGGAGCUCCCUAUGAUUGGAGGAAAGCCCCAAAUGAGAAUAAAGAGUAUUUCCUGGCGCUGCAGAAGAUGAUUGAAGAGAUGGCAGAGAAAGCGGGGGGGCCCGUGGUGCUCAUCGCUCACAGCAUGGGCAACAUGUACACCUUGUACUUCCUCAACCAGCAGCCUCAGGCCUGGAAGGACAAGUACAUCAAGGCUUUCAUCUGCCUGGGGGCCCCUUGGGCCGGCGUCGCCAAGACCCUGCGCGUCAUCAUCUCCGGUGACAACAACCGCAUCCCAGUGAUCAGCCCGCUGAAGAUUCGCUCCCAGCAACGUUCUGCUGUCUCCACCACCUGGCUGCUCCCCUAUGCCCACUCAUGGCCCAAAGAUCAGGUCCUGGUGCAGACGCCCUCCACCAACUACACCGCACAGGACUACAAGCGUCUCUUCUCCGACAUCGGGUUUGAGGACGGCUGGUCGAUGCGUCAGGACACGGAGCCGCUGGUGGAGCACCUCACCCCCCCCGGCGUGGCCAUCCACUGCUUGUUCGGCAGCGGCGUCGAGACAUCCGAGGCCUUCCGGUACUCGGACAAGUUCCCCGACGUGGAGCCCACGGUGGUGGCUGGCGACGGGGACGGGACGGUGAACCUGCGCAGCGCCGUCCAGUGCAAGCGGUGGGUGGGGAAGCAGAAACAGCCCGUGACGCUGAAGGAGCUUCCGGGGAAUGAACACGUGAACAUGUUGUUGAACUUUACGACUGUGGCUUACAUCAAGACCGUGCUGUUCUCCCCCUGAGGCUGGAAGACGCUGAGGGGCAGGGGGACCCCGCUGUAACUGACUGAUCGUCUCUGUCUCUCUGAGCGGUGACCACCAAAAUAUCCCAUAAUAACUGCCACAGUAAGAAAGUGUUGAAAGUUUAUAGUAGGAUUACAGAAGGAAAUUUUUUCAAUUAAUUUUAUACCUGAAAUUAUUCGAUUUAUUUUAACGUCACGUUGUUUACUGUUGGUCACGCCGGAAUAUUGUGACUUUUUUUUUAUCUUUCUCAGAAUUUGAACAAACCUAAGAUUUGACCUACAUGUCAAACAAACAGGGAUGAACCAGGGUGCGAGCGGCUGCGUGAGUUCUUAUCAACAUCAGGUCUUUUAUCAGUGUUGUGAAGAGAUUUCUGUGACUCUAAUGUUGAGAGGCUUAAUGGUCAGGCACAUAUUUUAUUCAUCAUUUCUCUGUAUUUGAAUAUUUGAAUGGUUUAAAACACGCUCUGUAUAUAAAGUGGACAACGCAUCUCCGCUUCCUCCUGUUGUACAAAGAUGGAGCUGAAGUAUUGUGGAUUUGUGUUUCAGUAUUUGUUGCCUGUGUCUGUGACGUAGUGAUUGUGGUGCGGAGCUCAUGACCCGUACUGCAGCCAGCCACCAGGGGGUGAUCAAGAUAAUUUGGCUUCACUAUUUGUGGAGCCAUCACGCCGUCCAUCUUUAUAUACAGUCUAUUAAUUUACCAUCAUUUCAUUUCUGGUGAUCUUUUUGUUGUUGCAUGCAGCCAAGCUUUAAGACCCCGAUCCUCCAUGAACGGCCUUGUUUCUAUUUUUGUUUGUGUAACAUGAGCUGUUAACUUAGGGGUUCAAACUAUGAGUUGGCAAGAAGUGCCUCUGUACACACAGUUUUUACAUCUCUCUGUAUGAUCUAUAUAUUUAGACUUUUCUCUACAUGUUCUUCUUAAUCUCAGAGUGAACCGGGUUCCUCGACUGGGCUGGAUUCAUACAGGCAUGAACUGGGUGGUCUUUUAUUUCAUAUUGGAGGUUAUGGUUUUCUCAUUUCUUCUGUUUUAAACCAGUCUGUAAAUAAAGAUGGACGACGCGCCUCCACUUCCUCCCGUUGAACAAGGAUGAAACUGAACGUUGCCAUCUUGGUCUGGUGGCUCCAUUCAGAGUCAGUCAGCACAGUACUGAUCCUGAUCAGCCCGUUUUUUGCAGCAACAAUUAAAACCAAAGUUAAUGGAAACUUCAAAGAGGGAUUAGAACCUAAAAAUGACAAACCAUCCCAUCCAUGGCCACUAGGGGUCGAACAAGAUGAUUUGGCUUCCCUAUAACAGGAGUUAUCAUGUCGUCCAUCUUUAGAUACAAUUGUACGUGAUUCCUUGUCCUCGAAGAGUUUCAGCCCGAAUCUAACUCUCUUGGGUGAUCGUCCUCGUGCCAUUGACAUAAUCUAACAAUCAUAUCUGCUGUGAACUAUCGUGAGAUUGUGUGUAAUGAACGUGUGUUGCCUUCUACACAGUAAAAUAUCUCAAAUGUUA